Molecule: messenger RNA, 1611 nt
Organism: Aspergillus versicolor CBS 583.65
Lineage: Eukaryota; Fungi; Ascomycota; Eurotiomycetes; Eurotiales; Aspergillaceae
Gene: fqzB
Product: FAD-dependent monooxygenase fmqB
Exons: 4
Coding region: 214-1611 (465 amino acids)
Biological process (GO): secondary metabolite biosynthetic process
Molecular function (GO): monooxygenase activity; FAD binding
Source: RefSeq, a predicted model, not a curated record
UCUGACCCUAGAGUCAAUCAGACAUGCAACAUUGGCAGUCCGGUCCCAUAAGAUCUGCGAGGUCACGUCCGGUGCCUACAUUACAUUCUCAUUACUAGACGGGGGACGUAGGACACUAGACUGCCAUUUGAGAAGGCUUCAUAUUCAGCAUAGUCGCUUCUAACCGUGAUCUAACUCUCUGUUUCUCUCCAAGUUCUGUCCUGAAUCUUUGCAAUGGCCAUCGAGGCUCCGGACCAGCCCCACUCGGUGCAAUCGGGGAUCAACAUCAUUGUCGUAGGAUUGGGCCUUGGAGGCCUAGCCACUGCAAUAGAGAGUCAUCGAAGGGGGCAUUCAGUAGUCCUCCUGGAGAAGGUGACAAAACUAAAGGAAGACGCGGGCGAUGCAAUCGUCAUUGGGCCCAACGCGGCCCGCCUGAUCAGUGCCUGGGGGACGCAACUGAUUGAGAAGGUCUCCCCUCAUCUGUCCAACGCUACACAUGCGGACAUGCUGGAUCAUCAUGAUCGAUUUAUUGUGCGAAAUGAAUUGGCAGGGAGAGGAGAGGCUUGGAUGAUAAAUCGCGGUAGGUUGAUCAGCAUUCUGUACGAGUACGCGAGAGAGUUAAAGAUUGAUAUUCGACUCGGACAUUGUGUCACAAAAUACUGGGAAGAUGGCCAUAUGGCAGGGGUAGUCGUGAAUGGCUCCGAAACACUGGCUGCUGAUUGCGUGAUCUGUGCGGAUGGAGUCCAUAGUGACGCGAGGCGUUGGGUGACCGGGCUCGAAGAUGCUCAGCAGAGCUCAGGAUGGGCGGCCUUCCGUGGUCAUCUAACAACGGAGGAUAUCGCAAAGGACCCCGAAGCCAGCUGGGUACUGCAAGGUACACAGGAGAAAGACCAGGUGUACGUGUGGUUCGGCGAUGGGAUCAACUUGGCUAUUACCACACUGAGAAAAGGCAAAGAGCUUGCCUGGGUCCUUAUACACAAGGACUCCUUCAACGCCCAUGAAAGUUGGGCGGGAGGGCGAGCCACUAUUGAGGACGCGCUGGCAACCCUCAGCGGUUGGCCUGGGCAUAGUAGGCCCUCCUCAGUCAUUCGCCAUACACUACCCGAGCGACUUGUCGACCAUCUGCUGAUCUAUCGGCCGCCACUCAAGACAUGGGUGUCCUCCGGGGGCCGUGCAAUGCUCAUUGGUGAUGCAGCCCACCCCUACCUCCCAGUUGUUGGUCAGGGGGGAGGCCAGGCAAUUGAGGAUGGUGUUGUCGUCGCCACAGCGCUUAGCUUAGCAGGGAAAGCACAUACUCCCCUAGCCCUGCGCGUGGCAGAGAAGAUCAGGAACCAUUAUCCUAACCUACGUGGAAAUCCUCAAAGGUAUCCGCGCGCCACAGUGAUCCAGCUUGGGAGUUCGACCUUACAGGACGCGUUGUUCUGGCCAGAUUGGGAGGCCGUCGCGAAGGAUCCGAACAUUUUUGCAUUCCCUAACCCUGAAUGGAUCUUAGGUCAUGAUUGCCGGGAGUAUACGCAUCAGGUUUUCGAUCAGGUAGUGCAGGCCCUCCGUGGUCAAGCCGAGUACAUCCCUCGAAACAUUCCUCCGGAUGGUGUGUACCGGAUCGAGGACACAUAUAUCCCUGAGUCCUAA